Carassius carassius (crucian carp) is the source of this 1703-nucleotide messenger RNA. Its product is annotated as HMG domain-containing protein 3-like. The record is from RefSeq and is a predicted model, not a curated record. NCBI's taxonomy places the organism in Eukaryota, Metazoa, Chordata, Actinopteri, Cypriniformes, Cyprinidae. The transcript has 9 exons. Bases 30 to 1703 code for a protein of 557 amino acids.
AUUAUUUAUUUGUUAUUGUAUUGUUCUAGAUGAAUGUCUUUAAAAAGGGCAGUUGCCCUGUAAUUUCAAGGUGCACACGGUGCUGUAACCUGUAUCACUGUCCUUUUUGUGAGACGUACAAAACCACAUCACAACUGUCCAUUGAUUGCCAUGUAGAGAAUCAUCUAAAAUUGGCAGUACAUCAUGAUGGAAUUUCAACUUACUACAAAGUCUGCAGCAACUGCAGCAUGAUGUACAGGUACCAGGAAUUCACUGAUGGUAUCCAUAACUUCAAUGACCACCUUCUGCUUUCUCUACACUUGUGUCUGAUUUUUCGCAAUGCUCUUCAGAAUCACACUGCUGUUAGCAGAGUAAUGAGCAUACUUGAAGCCACUGCCAAAGCAAAAUUUCCCAGCAAAGACACAGUGCUCCAUGGUUACCUCCACUUUGAAGCCUUGGGCAGCCAUGACUAUUCUUACACAUGCAUCAAUUGUGGUUAUCACCCCAAAGUGGUGAUCAUGGAUCUCCACAAAAAAGGAGUCUUCAGUAUUCCUUUCAGUGAAAUAGCCACACCACCAUCAGAAUUCAAGGGUGAUACAAACAUUGUCUCUUUUUGGGAAUCCGUAACGAUGGAGAUGAUUGGCCGGGGAUUUCUUUCAAGUGGCAGGAAAAACCCCUUUGUAGUUCGUCCCAGUUAUGAUUCCUGGGCUCCUUGGAUUGGACCUAAUACCCGGAAUUCAGACAUUGUUUUAAACACUGAGCAUGCAAAACUACAAAAAAAAAAGUCCUGUGAUGUUCCAGAUCUUGACGUCACAGAGGAAAGGUUAGGUGAUGAGCUCUUUAAUCUUAAGGUUGAUGCAGUGAGGAAGCUGUGCAAAGAAUGUGGAUUGGACACCAAGGGAUCAAGGAUGGAUCUUGUGUUACGUUUGCGGACGGAGAUGCAAAACCGCUCAGCGUACGACAAAAUCUUCCAGCAGAUUUGGGGUGCUUCUGGUGGCUGGGCAGUCAUUACAUGUCCUUGUGGAGUAGUCUAUUCCAUCAAAUUCAACAUAAGAGCAGAGUCUCCCAGAGACUUUGCGGACUUGCUGCUGAGUUGGAAGCACUUUCCUAAUGUUGUUAUAUACGACUUUGCUAGAGGACUUGCAGCACACGUUAAUCUUCGUGAAGCAGAUUCUAUACCUUUCAGUCCCCAUGAAGGGAGACUUGCUGAACCAACUACAGCCAAUAUCCAGCUAGCAAAAGAAGGCAAGCUCAAAGUUAAUCUAACAUGGUUGAAAAAUAAGAAGGAGGAGGAGGAUACCAACUGCCAUCCUUUGACUGGAUCAUCAGAGCAUUAUGCUUUGUAUGACAGAUUCCACGAAUUCAAUACAAAAGACCCAAGAGAUGCUCUUAGGAGAGUCCAGGUAGUCCCAGAACUUUGUGGCUGGGUAAAUACUCAAACCGCAGAGCAACUUUUUGCUGCAAUGCGCAAAAACAAUUAUUUCCUUAACAUGCUCACGCCAUCAGGACACACAUUUUUGAUGCGCAACAUCAUUCACCAUUAUAACAUCGCACAGAAUAAAAACAUGGAGGACAGCCUGAAAAAAGUUGUAUCACCUAGUGAUCAGUUAACCUUCAAUGAUUAUGGUCAGAUAGUACUUGAAAACUUGCACAGCAACUACAUCCUGGGCCGUGGAAGGAGUAUGGACGUGAUGAUCUCAAAGAGAAUUGGAAAUGGAAGCUGA